CCUCCACCACCUUCCACCAUCACCACUUACUAACGUCUAUCCAAGUACUAUUUUAUUCUUAUUUUCCAAUUUCUAACAAAAACACCCAAAAGGCCAAAACCCAUUUCUUCUCUUUCUUUCUUUCUUAAUUUCUUAUUUAUUAUUAUUCAAAGCUCCACACACACUUUCUCUCUCUCUCUCUAAAACAUAAUAACAUGGAGGAACGACAGCCCGAACUAGAACAACAGCGCCAGGUCAGCACUAUCGGAACUAAUAAUCGUCUUCUCUGUGCCUCCCGAUCGGAGGAUGACGACGAUGACGGCGGAUGCGCCUAUUCAAGGGCGGUGUUGGUGGUCGACAUGGUCUGGAACAUGUCGUUCGUGGUGGUUGCCGCCGCCGUCAUCCUUUCCACUUUCGGCGAGCGUCCCUCCACUCCUCUGAGGUUUUGGUUAUGUGGUUAUGCGUUGGAGUGCAUUCUCCACGUGGUUUUUGUUUACUCUGAAUAUCGCUCCAUUUAUCGUAAUUCAUUCUCUCACACUCCUUACAGCACUGCGAAGAAAUUAGAGCCUAUGAACACUCUGGCAUCCUCUGUUUGGUGGGUGUUUGGAUUUUAUUGGAUUGUUGUUGGAGGCCAAGCGCUUCUGGAAGAUUCUCCUCGUCUAUACUGGUUAACAGUGGUCUUUCUAGCCUUUGACGUAUUUUUUAUUAUCUUUUGCAUUGGGAUGGCAUGUAUAGUUUUCUUUGCUCUCUUCUGCAUCAUUCCGAUAAUAGCGCUAGCUUAUGCUUUUAGAAUCAGAGAAGGUGCUUCAGAAGAUGAUAUCAGGUCACUUCCUAUGUAUAGAUUUAGUCAUUCAAAUGUAAUGGUUAUGGUUGAUGACAACAAGAAGAAACUUGUCAAAACAAGAACCGAUUCGUACAAUCAAAGCCAUUUUAGUGAAGUAUCUCUUCAUCCAGAUGAUUCUGAAUGCUGUAUCUGCCUAUGCACAUAUGUUGAUGGAACAGAACUGUAUCGCCUUCCCUGUACCCACCAUUUUCAUUGUGGAUGCAUCAGUCGCUGGCUUCGGACAAAAGCAACUUGCCCACUCUGCAAAUUUAAUAUCCGAAGAGGAGGCGAUACAUUGGUCUGAGAUUUCGUUGAGAUAGAAACUAGACGGCGCCAAGGUGCUGUAUCGCUUGAAAGGGCCAUGACAUUGAAGAACAAAAACAUUAAUCUGCUGACUAGUGUUGGUAAAGAAGUAUAAAAGAAAAAGGAAAUGCCCCACCCUUUCAUCUUUUUCUCUUUCUGGGUUUUAGGAUUUUAGUUUCCAGAAAGGUAUUUUAUCUUCUAAACAUUCUUAAGUUAGUUUAUGAUGGGGUAUAUGUAUAUAUUGUAGGCCAGUCGUGAGGAUCUCCCCAUAAUUUGUACUUAUAAGGCAAUUACAAAAACAAUUUUCUGUAAAGUAAUGUUUUUUUUUUUGUUGUUGAGCACUUUAUC
Molecule: messenger RNA, 1453 nt
Organism: Cicer arietinum (chickpea)
Lineage: Eukaryota; Viridiplantae; Streptophyta; Magnoliopsida; Fabales; Fabaceae
Product: E3 ubiquitin-protein ligase At4g11680-like
Biological process (GO): ubiquitin-dependent protein catabolic process; protein ubiquitination
Cellular component (GO): plant-type vacuole
Molecular function (GO): ubiquitin protein ligase activity
Source: RefSeq, a predicted model, not a curated record